UGCGGUGUGUCUUCCGCCUUCUGCAUGUGCGGCCGUGAGGGGCCCCGCCGGGGCUGGGGGCGCUGUGCCCCCAGCCCCCUGCUCCUCCUGAGUCUGCUCGCGUCUGCAGCCCCACUUGCCCUGCUGGGGGAGGAGACCCGCCAGGUGUCUCUGGAGGCCAUCCCUGCUGGGCUGGACCCCCCACAGAACCUGCUGCACAUCCGGGCGGUGGGAGCCAACUCCACGCUGCACUACGUGUGGAGCACCGUGGGGCCUCCGGCCGUGCUGCUCGUGGCCACCAACACCCCCCACAGUGCCCUGAGUGUCAACUGGAGCCUCCUGCUCUCCCCUGAACCCGACGGGGGCCUGACGGUGCUCCCCAAGGACAGCAUCCAGUUCUCUUCCGCUCUCGUCUUUACCAGGCUCUUCGAAUUUGACGGCGCCAACACAUCCGAGGCGACCCAGCCCCCGGGAGACCCGUACCCCCCGUAUUCCCUGGCCAAGUUCUCCUGGAACAACAUCACAGACUCACUGGACCCUGCCACCCUGAGCGCCACGUUUCGAGGCCACCCCACCGACGACCCCGCCGGGGCUUUUGCCAACGGCAGCCUGGCCUUCAGGGUGCAGGCCUUCCCCGGAUCCGGCCGGCCAGCCCAGCCCCCGCGCCUCCUGCAUUCGGCCGACACCUGCCAGCUGGAGGUGGCCCUGGUAGGGGCCUCUCCCCGGGGAAACCGCUCCCUGUUUGGGCUGGAGGUAGCCACCCUGGGCCAGGGCCCCGCCUGCCCUUUGAUGCAGGAGCAGCGCUCCAUCGACGAUGAAUAUGCACCUGCUGUCUUCCAGUUGGACCAGCUGCUGUGGGGCUCCCUCCCAUCCGGCUUCGUGCAGUGGCGGCCAGUGGCCUUCUCCCAGAGCCAGAGGGGCCGGGAAUCGGCCCUGCCCUGCCGGGCCGCCCCACCUCACUUCGCCUCGGCCCACCUCCCCCAGUCGCCCAUCGUCCGCGCCUUCUUUGAGUCCCACAAUAACUUCUGUGCCUUCAAUUUGACAUUUGGGGCUUCCACAGGCCCUGGCUACUGGGACGCACACUACCUCAGCUGGUCCAUGCUCCUGGGUGUGGGCACCCCGCCGGUGGACGCCCUGUCCCCACUAGUUCUGGGCAUCAUGGUGGCGGCCCUGGGGGCCCCGGGACUCGUGCUGCUGGCUGGAGGCCUGUUUCUGCUGCUGGGCCACAGGCGGUGGUCCGAAUACCAACCCAUAAACUGAGGCCUGCGUCCGGAGGGCCAGACACGAAUUCCUGGGCCUGCCUUGCUGGGCCACUGGACGGGGAGGUCUAGCCGCUCCCUUCUCCCAUCUUGCUUUUCUGCAGAACACCAGGGACCACCUUCACCGCUCUGGAGAACCCCCAGGCGGGGCUGCCUUCAUCCUCUGGGGAGGCGCUGGGGACAGGGUGAUUGCCGGACGGAGGGUCCCUUGGCGAUGCCUUGUGGCCCCUCUACCCCCAUUUCCCGUAAAUGGGACUCACGGCCCUAAAUGAGAGGCCUUCUGACGGGUCGGCUGCCCUGGAGGGCACGAAAUAGACUCAUUUUCUGUCCUCUCUCGA
Molecule: messenger RNA, 1576 nt
Organism: Suricata suricatta (meerkat)
Lineage: Eukaryota; Metazoa; Chordata; Mammalia; Carnivora; Herpestidae
Gene: GLMP
Product: glycosylated lysosomal membrane protein
Exons: 6
Coding region: 25-1239 (404 amino acids)
Cellular component (GO): lysosome
Source: RefSeq, a predicted model, not a curated record